AGGCAAUCCCUAAAAUAUGAUUGUGAUGCUCUUCAACUGCGCAUGCCAACGAUACUAAUAUUUUCCAUUGAAGCUGGGCGGGAUUUUUCUUAUCUUGCAAAUUCACUUCUUUCAUUCGGCUCACCACGUCAACAAACGUCUUCGCGCGGUAAAAGACAAUUCCGCAACAAAUCUUUCCGCGUCAUGACGACACCCAUUUACUCUCCGAUCCUCCAACCCUGCUUACCACCCCACACAUCAACCACACGCACAAUGACACAACGCCGCCCUCCUCAAACUCGUCCCAAGCAGCCCAACAGCCAGCGCGCCAGCGGGACCUUCGCGGAGCCCAUCGUGCUCAGGUCCAGUCAAUCCACCACCCCCUCCCCGCCGCUCACGGCCAUUCCACUCCCAGACGGCCCCAGCCAGGCAUCCAACCCCUUCACACCGCCCGCACCACUCCCGAAGCCAGACAACCUCAUCCCCGUCCCAACCCCCCUCCCCUACACCAUCCUCAUCGGCCUCCGCGCCCCCAUCUUCAUCAACCGCGCCGCCGACCCCACCACCCUUAUCCCCGAGCUCCUCCGCCUCGCCGCGCGGCGCCCGCAACCCCUCGACCUCAGCUACGCCGGCGCCCACAUACCCUCCAACCCCAUCGUCUUUCUCUGCAUCCGCGACUUCUACGGCUGCGGGAGGAGCGUCGUCGGCUUCUUCAAUCCCACCGUGGAGGAAAAUGCGUGUGAGGGGUGGCGCGAGUGGGGGAAUGGGGCGGCGGAGAUGUUCUUUACGGAAUGUAGUGAUGCGGAUUUGGCGGCGUCGGAGGUGAUGGUGGCGCAGAUAGGGGAGAAUUGGGGGAGGUGGGGGGAUGGGGAGGCGGAGAGGGUGGAGGCGGGGCAAGAAGAGAGGGCUGGGGGGAGGUGGGAGUAUAGGAGGUUGCAGAGGGUUGUGGAGAUGUUUUGGCAUGCGAGGGUGGAUGAGGCACUGAUUACGAGGAGGCCGUGGAUGUUUGGGGAUGAUUAG
Molecule: messenger RNA, 999 nt
Organism: Mytilinidion resinicola
Lineage: Eukaryota; Fungi; Ascomycota; Dothideomycetes; Mytilinidiales; Mytilinidiaceae
Exons: 1
Coding region: 43-999 (318 amino acids)
Source: RefSeq, a predicted model, not a curated record